CCUUUCCUCAUUCCCAAUCUCCGAUCCAUCCCUAAAACCAGCUGACAAGAGAUCGAUGAUGAUGAAGAUGCCUUGGAGGAGGAAGAGCAGGAGCUUCCAUCUUCAGCUACAAGGGGCAAUUAGUACCAUUCAAUCUCCAUUCUUAUUCUUAUUUACCAAUUAUUGCCAUUCUUCUACUUCCACACUUGAAGAUGCACGCUUCUUGACAAAUAACUUCAAAUCUGCUUCUUUUACCCACCUUGAUGAUGCCAUUGCUUCCUUCAAUCAUGUAAUUCAUAAGCAUCCUCUGCCUUCUAGGGUUCCAUUUAAUAGAUUCUUAUCUGCCCUUGUGAAAAUGAAACAAUAUCACACUGUCCUUUCCAUGUCCAAAACAAUUGAAUUGCUAGGAAUCUCUCACGAUGUUUAUUCUCUUAACAUCUUAAUUAAUUGCUUCUGCCACUUACAUCUUGUGGAUUUUGGCUUCUCUGUUUUUGGUAAGAUGCUCAAAUUCGGAUUGGAGCCUACCACUGUGACAUUUAAUACCUUUAUCAAUGGGCUCUGUAUGGAGAGUAAAAUCGAUAAAGCAGUGGAAUUUUUCGAUGAUAUGGUUGCACGUGGUUAUCAACCUGAUGUUUAUACUUAUAAUGUGAUAGUAAACGGAAUGUGUAAAUUUGGGAAAACAAACGUGGCUAUUGGGCUGCUAAAGGGAAUGGCUGAUAGAGGUUGUGAGCCGGAUGUUGUGACAUACAAUGCAAUCAUUGACGCCCUUUGCAAAGAUGAGCUAGUUGGUGAGGCUUUAGAGCUCUUCUCUCAAAUGAGGAAUAAGGGCAUUUCACCUGAUGUCAUCACUUACACUGGUUUAAUUCAUGGUGUUUGCAAAUUAGGCCAAAAGAACCAAGCUUUGGCCUUGAUGAAUGAAAUGGUAGAGCAAAACCUAUUACCAAAUGUUUAUACCUUCAAUGUAUUGAUUGAUGCUCUUUGUAAGGAUGGAAUGGUUUCAGAGGCUCAAAAUACAUUCAAUGUAAUGAUUCAAAGAGGUGUAGAGCCUGAUGUUGUCACCUACAAUUCCUUAAUUGAUGUUCUUUGCAUUUCAGACCAAUUCAAGGAAGCUUUGGCCUUGUUGAAAGAAAUGGUGGGGAGGAACAUAUCCCCUAAUGUUUUUACCUUCAAUAUAUUGAUCGACACUCUUUGUAAAAAAGGACUGGUUUCAAAUGCAGAGACUAUAAUCAAAAUAAUGAUUCAAGGAGGUGUGGAACCUAACGUUGUCACUUAUAGUUCAUUGAUGGAUGAAUAUUGUCUAGGCAGCCAAAUUGAUAAGGCUAAAAAGCUAUUUGAUCUGAUGGUGACCAAUGAAAUAGCUGACAUUUUUAGCUACAACAUUUUGAUCAAUGGAUAUUGUAAGUGCAAAAUGAUAGAUGAUGCAUAGCAGAUUUUUGAUGAAAUGUCUCAUAAAGGUUUAGUUCCUGAUGCUGUUACUUAUCAUACUCUUAUAAAGGCUCUGUUUCAAGCAGGGAGGCCCCAAACUGCAGAAGAGCUAUUUAAGGAUAUGUGCUCUCAUGGUCAACAGCCAAAUAUAGUAACGCUCACAAUUUUGAUUGAUGGCUUGUGUAGUCGGGGGAAUCUGGAUGAAGCACUCACCCUAUUGAAAGAAUUAGAGGAAAGUCAGUUGAAGCCUGAUCUUGUGACCUAUUGCAUUUUGAUCAAUGGUAUGUGCAAAGCUGGCAAGAUUAAUGAUGCCAAGAUCAAUGGAUUGGAGCCUACCACUGUGACAUGGAAAAGGUAGGAUGUUUACCAAAUAAUUGUUGUUAUAAUAUCAUCAUUCAAGGGUUUCUCAAGCAUGAGGAUUUACCAAAAGCAUCAGAACUAAUCAACGAAAUGGUUGAUAAGGGGUUCUCUGCUGAUGCUACUACCACAGAAUUGGUAGUACAUUUAUCGCAGAAUAAUGAUCUCAUUCUAAGCAAACUACGAAAUCGUUAUGAGGCUUCUAAAGCUGUGCAAUGAGGGAUCAGCAAACUAAAGUUUAUAUAUCUUGACCGUUCAAUGGUGUCUUGGAGAGAAACUUGUGGAAACCAUGAUAUGUGUGUGCCUUUCUCUUGAACUCAGACAUGGACUAGAUCUCUUUGGAUAUAAGAUUGUUGAUGAAUGGAGGUCAUAGAUUUCUAAUGAUCAAGUUGCUGGUAAACCCACCAUCUUCCUUACAAUUUUUUUUUGGGCUGCUACUACAGCCUUAACUCGAGAGCUUAGUCCUAAAAAUUAGUUGAGAACUAAAACUAAUUGAUUCCAUGCUAUAAUGCUUAAGAAUCAUUAUCUAUUUUACUUUUGUGCUCAAUGACCUUUUAAAAUGCUAUCAUUUUUCAGUAAACAUGCUGGACAAUAACUUGGAGAUUUUAUCAUAUAUUUUGAUUUUUACUAGUAAGAAUGCAGGUGUUAAAUCAGUGAACUAGCAGGUGUUAACACCUGCUUUCUGUAUCAUUUUACCAAAGCUACUCAUGCCUGUUUCCGUCCAUUAGAAUUUAACACCUACUAGUUUAUCACAUACAUGCAUUACUUGUAAUAAGUUUAUGCUCCCAAAAUGAUUUCUAUUUAUGGCUAGUUUAUUACUUGUAGUAAGUUUAUGCUCAAAAUAAUUUCUAUUUGUUGCUCCUUGAGUUAAUACUUAUAACUUGAACUAGAGUUAAUACUUACUCCUUGAGUGCAAGUUUUAACACCUACUUGUUGAGUUUAAGUAUUAAUUUGAGUUUUUGCAACAGGUACAUCAGAGCUUGAGCAUGUUGCAGUAUCUCUUCCACCAGUCCACCGGGUCUUUUCCCGCAUGCCUGAGAUGAAGAUGGAUUAGAUGAGCAAAAUGAGGAUUUUUGUUGAUUACUUGUAUACAUUUUGGGGUACUACUUAUUUUGGCAUUUACUACAAAAAUAUACUUUUAAUUAUACAUUUUUUGUGGUUGUACUAGAUUAUUUAUGUUCAAUUUUAAGUUCAAAAGACUUUUCUUUUU
Manihot esculenta (cassava) is the source of this 2971-nucleotide messenger RNA. Its product is annotated as putative pentatricopeptide repeat-containing protein At1g12700, mitochondrial. The transcript is spliced from 2 exons. Lineage: Eukaryota; Viridiplantae; Streptophyta; Magnoliopsida; Malpighiales; Euphorbiaceae. The coding region runs from base 56 to 1405 and encodes 449 amino acids. Gene Ontology annotation, molecular function: protein binding. The record is from RefSeq and is a predicted model, not a curated record.